Molecule: messenger RNA, 1898 nt
Organism: Physella acuta
Lineage: Eukaryota; Metazoa; Mollusca; Gastropoda; Physidae
Source: RefSeq, a predicted model, not a curated record
AUUUAGCCUUUAUAAAAUAGUUGCAACAAAACAUUAUAGCUCCGAGGUACACAUUAAACAGCUUAUGGACCCAUAAAUGAAGCAAUUACAUUUAACAUUAAUUCCAUAAUUAAUAGUAGACACACUGGUUAACAUAAAAUUGGGUCCAACACAUAAGCGUCAACAGAUUUAAAAUGUGGCAAUUAAAACUUGCGGUAUCGACACCCAAAAAGAAAUCGAGUACUAGCAUCAAUAAUCUUAGUAUUAGAUUAUGCAAAAACUUAAUAAUUAAAAAUAAUUAAAGUUAUGUAGAUACUUUUUAUAUCUAGCAUUUAUUUAGCAGAUCAAACUAAUUUGCAAUCAAAAUUUGAGUAGUUAUAUAUAACUUGAUAAAUAGUGUCCGGAGUGUGUUCGUGUCUUUUUAUCGAUACUAUAAUAUUUAUAAAAGGGAUCAAUCAUUUGUAGCAGACGUUCUCACUUCCUUGGUCGCCCGAUUUGUUUUAAUGGAGCUGCUUUCAACUUUCGGGUUUAGUGGACACUUGUGAGUGACAGCUAGUGAAUAUCCCAACAUUUUUAUUAAAGUUAAUCAGUCAAACAGACCAUGAAAACCCCAAUUAAAGUGAGAAAAAGAAAAUUGGAGGCAUCAAGUACACCUGAAGAUGUGCCAUACUGUGAGAUCCCAAGUAAAGUUUCCACAAGUGACCAAACAGGUGUCUUUAUUCCAGGAAAUCAUGAAGCUGAGAUGUGCUAUGGAGGAGAAGCUGAUCUACACAAACAUGUUGCUGGCUGUAAAAAGAAUCCAGGUCACAAAGGUUUUAUGCCUCUUAAAGAUUUUAACGCAAAUUGUCUCCCCUCACGUUACCAUGGCGACGACCUCGUGUCUGAGACAAUCAAAACAUUGGCAGCCCUAACUGUCCAGGUAAAGACUAAAUUCACCAGUCUAGAGAGACCAGAGUUUUACCCAGGCACUCAAGUUCCAUAUCCAUGUUAUAAUGACAGAGGAAGUCACGUGUUGAGGUUAGGGACGGGGAGGGUGUGUAGUGUGUACAAGUCCACAGAGAGUGACAAAACUUGUCGUUGUGCCAAGUGUCAAGUCUCUGCCACACCCAGCAAAGUGUGGGGGAUGGUUCAUGUGGUGACAGCUAAACACGUGGUGUUUGAUGACAGUGAGGCGAGACAGACCACAUGUGUUUUAGGUUUUGAUGACAAUAAAAGUCCAGUGGUCAGUCUUGAUGGCUGGGAGGUGACGGGUGGGGCAGACAUUGAGGAAGACAGGUGUGAUUUGAUUUAUGUUACAUGUGACUUAGAGUUGCUUGAUGAACUGGACAAGAUGUGUCGGCGCUUUGAUGGUCUAUGUAGGGAAGUAAGUAACGAAUACAUAUUUGUUGAUGUGGUCAAGUUGACCGUUAUAGUGUCACAUCCUCAUGGCUGUCCUAAACAGGUCUCUGUAGGACAAUGGACACACAAACGUGAGAGGUAUGAUGGUAUCCCCUGGACCAGGUACUGGUACACAACAUGUACAUGUCCUGGCUCCAGUGGAGCGUCUGUCUACAGGCUGGGAACUGUCGGGUGGUUGUAUCAACAUCCCCACAGUGGAUCAAACUCUGAAGGAAAUUAUAGUGGGGAGUAUUGGGAUUGAUUUAACUGUUAGUUCUCUCCCCUUGUCUACACAUUGUAAACAAACAAAAUGGCGGAACUUUUCCCGUCAUUAAACUGUUUGUGUUAAGACUUGCAUAUGUUGUAAACAUUUUAUUACAUGUAAAUGGUUAAAACAAUUGUUUUGAUUGAUUCGUAUUUUACGCACUUAACAUGUUUAUUGUUGUAAAUAUUUUGUGUUUAACAAAUGUCGGCAACAUUGUUGUUCUAAUCUUACCAUGAAUUGUAUCUUUACAUUAUAUUACAUUUCUUGCUCUUCUUAU